Molecule: messenger RNA, 2708 nt
Organism: Cynara cardunculus var. scolymus (artichoke)
Lineage: Eukaryota; Viridiplantae; Streptophyta; Magnoliopsida; Asterales; Asteraceae
Product: receptor like protein kinase S.2-like
Exons: 1
Coding region: 1-2496 (831 amino acids)
Biological process (GO): protein phosphorylation
Cellular component (GO): plasma membrane
Molecular function (GO): ATP binding; protein kinase activity
Source: RefSeq, a predicted model, not a curated record
AUGCACCUCCACCACUUUUGCUUUGUUUUACCAUCCGACGGCGACGACAUACACCCAUUUGAUCACCCCCACUCUAAAUCACCACCACCACCUAAACGCCGAUCAUGUGGCAUUCACCUCCAUGAGGUCCUUUGUAGAACGAUUCACAGAUUCUUUGAUUUCAAAAGGGACAUUGGUUUUUGCAGUUUCUGCGUAAAACCACCUCCGACGAUCUUCCAUGACACCGAGGGAGUCCAAUUUUCCAAGGAGGUGACGGUUGGCGCCCAUAGCCCCAAGACUUUCACAUAUUCCGAGCUCUAUAUAGCCACCAAAGGGUUUAGCCAGGACGAAAUUCUUGGGAGUGGUGGGUUCGGAAGAGUCUUUCGAGCCGUCUUACCCACUGAUGGAACCAUGGUGGCAGUGAAGUGCUUGGCCGAGACUGGGGAGAGGUUCGAGAAGAGUUUCGCGGCAGAAUUGGUGGCUGUGGCCCAUCUCCGCCACCGCAACUUGGUCCCCCUCCGUGGAUGGUGUGUUCACAACGAUCAACUCCUCAUUGUUUACGACUACAUGCCAAACCGAAGCCUUGACCGGGUGCUUUUCCGACGAGUGGAAAAAAAUAAAACUGCAGUGGCUCCACUACUUAGUUGGGACAGGAGAGUGAAAAUAGUGAAGGGUCUGGCAGCGGCUCUGUUUUAUCUCCAUGAACAGUUGGAGGCUCAGAUUAUACAUCGUGAUGUGAAAACGAGCAAUGUAAUGCUUGAUUCUCACUUUAAUGCGAGGCUUGGUGAUUUUGGCUUGGCUAGGUGGCUGGAACAUGAACUCGGAUACCAAACAAGAACGCCAUCUAUGAACCACCACCCAUGCCGGCUGGUAGACACCACCAGAAUUGGUGGCACUAUUGGGUACUUGCCGCCGGAGAGCUUCCAGAAAAAAGGUGUGACCACCGCAAAAUCCGACGUUUUCAGUUUUGGCAUUGUUCUGCUAGAGAUUGCUUCAGGAAGGAGGUCGGUGGAUCUUACACUUCCCGACGAUCAGAUCAUUCUCGUCGACAGGAUCAGAAGAUUAGCCGACGAAAAGAUGGUUCUGCAAGCAGCCGACAGCCGGUUGCCAGAUGGGUCUUACCACCUUCAUGACAUGGAGCACCUGAUUCAUAUUGGGUUGCUAUGCACGCUCCAUGACCCGCAUUCUCGACCCAACAUGAGAUGGAUCAUAGAAGCACUUUCAGGUGGUAUUUGUGCCACCCUCCCUCACCUUCCUUCUUUUAAAUCCCACCCCCUGUAUAUAUCCGUAUCUCGUGACAAUACCACCAGCACCACAACAACCAUCACUGCCGCCACCACCAGCACCAACACCACCACUUUUGCAAUUGCUUCCAGUAGCUCAACCACCUUCGCCACUGCCAGAGAAGAAAGCUUGUACAUAACUGCUGAACAGGUAUAUGAAAACAACGAUGGUGGCAUGAUCUCCACUGCACAACUAAGCCGCCGCCAGUUACAGCCAUUCCCCAUGGUCGAACCUCCGAAGGAAAUAACCUACAAGGAAAUCAUUUCUGCUACCGACAAUUUCUCAGAUUCUAACCGGUUAUCAGAGGUUGAUUUCGGAACUGCUUACUAUGGUGUUCUUGACAACCAUGACAUCAUUGUAAAGAGGCUUGGGAUGAAAACAUGCCCAGCCUUGCGGGUCCGAUUUGCAAAAGAGCUCUCAAAUUUGGGAAGACUCCGCCAUCGGAACCUCAUACAGCUUCGUGGGUGGUGCACCGAACAAGGAGAGAUGCUUGUGGUCUAUGACUACUCGGCUAACCGUCUCUUAGGUCAGCUUCUAUCCCAUCACAGCCAUCGAAGAUCACAGGUUCUACAAUGGAACCAUCGAUACAACAUUGUUAAAUCACUCGCCUGCGCUAUUCUUUACCUUCAUGACGAAUGGGAGGAGCAGGUUAUCCACAGAAAUAUCACAUCUUCUGCCAUAUAUAUCGACCCUGACAUGAACCCUAGGCUCGGAUCAUUUGCUCUAGCAGAAUUUCUAACAAGAAAUGAACACGGACAUCAUAUAGAAGUUGACAAGAAAGUUUGUGUACGUGGGAUUUUUGGGUAUAUGGCACCAGAAUAUAUGGAGUUGGGGAAAGCCACACCAAUGGCGGACGUCUACAGCUUUGGAGUGGUGGUGCUUGAGGUGGUGAGUGGGCGGAUGGCAGUGGAUUUCCGCAGGCCCGAGGUGCUAUUGGUGAAAAGGGUUCAUGUAUUCGAGGCACAGAAAGGCAAUUACGAAGAACUGGUGGAUCCAAGAUUAGAUGGAGAGUACAACCGCAAAGAAUUGGUGAGGCUGGUGAAGUUAGCAAUGGCAUGCACACGGUCUAACCCGGAUUUAAGACCAACAAUGAGGAACGUUGUUAGCAUAGUCGAAGGUCAUGAUAGAUGCUUCACAGAAGAAGGGCAGAAGGAGGGUAUAGACGAAUGGAAAGCAAGAAAUGCAUUAUCUCUAUCACUGAUUAGGCGAAUUCAAGCUUUAGGAAUACAAUGAAAACAACAGUGGCAUAUACAUAUAGAAAUCAAGACUUGAUUUUUCUUUUUCUUUUUGGUUUCUAGUGCUAUCUUGCAUAUAUAAAAGUAAAAUGCCAUGUAUAUUAACAUACGCAGAUCAAGCUUUCAUUUUUCUGAUCUUCUUAGUUGUCUUGUUCUUGUAUGCUAGAUCAAAUGGCUGUAAUCAACAAGCUCAUUAGUUCCCUGCUCUAA